Molecule: messenger RNA, 1642 nt
Organism: Cyprinodon tularosa
Lineage: Eukaryota; Metazoa; Chordata; Actinopteri; Cyprinodontiformes; Cyprinodontidae
Gene: eif3eb
Product: eukaryotic translation initiation factor 3, subunit E, b
Exons: 13
Coding region: 17-1486 (489 amino acids)
Biological process (GO): translational initiation
Cellular component (GO): cytoplasm; nucleus; eukaryotic translation initiation factor 3 complex
Molecular function (GO): translation initiation factor activity
Source: RefSeq, a predicted model, not a curated record
UUUUAAACCGGUAAAAAUGGCGGAGUACGACCUAACAACCAGAAUAGCCAAUUUUCUGGACCGACACCUGGUUUUCCCGCUGCUGGAGUUCCUGUCCGUGAAAGAGGUCAGAGUUUAUCCUCUGAGUGAAGCUAACAACAUUAAUAGCAGGGCUAGCAGCCAUGCUAGGCAGGCUAACGCCAACACACUUUGCUGCUCCCCCCUCCCCUCUCUUCACCUGCUCAGCAGGCUCAGCCUGGCCCCGCCCACUCAGGUCCUUCCCCACUCCAUAGACAAACAACCGCUCUGCUGCUCCUCAGACACCGGAGCAGAAAAAGAUGAAGAAGAAGAAACAAAUUCUGUCUGUUCUCCAGCUCUGAGGGAGAAGAGGAGCAGCGUGGUGGCCCAGCUGAAGCAGCUGCAGUUGGAGACGGAGCCCAUCGUCAAGAUGUUCGAGGACCCGGAGACCACCCGGCAGAUGCAGUCCACCAGGGAUGGGAGGAUGCUGUUCGACUACCUGUCAGAAAAACACAGCUUCCGUCAGGAGUACUUGGACACGCUCUACAGGUAUGCCAAGUUCCAGUAUGAGUGCGGUAACUACUCCGGGGCGGCUGAAUACCUCUACUUCUUCCGGGUCCUGGUUCCGUCCACAGACAGGAACGCUCUGAGUUCUUUGUGGGGGAAACUGGCCUCUGAGAUCCUGAUGCAGAACUGGGAGGCGUCCAUGGAGGAUCUGACCCGUCUGAGGGAAACCAUCGACAACAACUCGGUGAGCUCUCCCCUCCAGUCGCUGCAGCAGAGGACCUGGCUCAUCCACUGGUCUCUGUUCGUGUUCUUCAACCACCCCAAAGGCAGAGACAACAUCAUCGACCUCUUCCUCUACCAGCCUCAGUACCUGAACGCCAUCCAGACAAUGUGUCCGCACAUGCUGCGCUACCUCACCACGGCGGUCAUCACCAACAAGGACGCGAGGAAGCGGCGGCAGGUGCUGAAGGACCUGGUGAAAGUCAUCCAGCAGGAGUCGUACACCUACAAGGACCCCAUCACCGAGUUUGUGGAGUGUCUCUACGUAAACUUUGACUUCGACAGCGCACAGAAGAAGCUGAGAGAGUGCGAGUCGGUUCUGGUGAACGAUUUCUUCCUGGUGGCAUGUUUGGAGGACUUCAUUGAGAACGCACGCCUCUUCAUCUUUGAGACUUUCUGUCGGAUCCAUCAGUGCAUCAGCAUCAGCAUGCUAGCAGACAAGCUGAACAUGUCUCCCGAGGUGGCGGAGCGGUGGAUCGUCAAUCUCAUCCGAAACGCCAGGCUGGACGCCAAGAUCGACUCCAAGCUGGGUCAUGUUGUGAUGGGGAACAACGCCGUGUCGCCGUACCAGCAGGUGAUUGAGAAGACCAAAAGCCUGUCUUUCCGCAGCCAGAUGUUGGCCAUGAACAUGGAGAAGAGGACGGCCCACGGCGGCAGGAACGAGACCCCGAAUUGGGCGGCUCAGGACUCGGGGUUCUACUGAGACGAACUCGACCUACAGGAAGAUCCAAACGGCUCGUUUUUAAUAAUAUUCAUGCCGUUUAUCCUCAGUCAGUACUUCUGUCACUUCUAGAGCUUCUAAGUCUAAAGACCUUUUAUUUAUUUAUUUAUUUAUUUAUUCUCUCUCUUCCUGUUUUCU